GGUGAGUAGCGGAGCAGGUCCUUAAUGCAUCCUAUUUUGUUUCUGUUUAAUUUGAAUUAUUAUCCUGCCCUAGAAAAUGAUGGGGCGGACAUGGACUUGCCUUUGAAAACAGUAUUUUUUGCACGCUUAAUUUUAAACCUUUCAUGCAGGUGAAAGACAACUAGCCAAAUACCAGACCUUUAACUAUUAUGCAUAAAAGGCUUUUUGGUCUGCAAUGCUGAAUCUUUCCUGGAUUUCUGAUUUUGCAGUUGCUUGUGUAAUAAAUUUAUCCAAUGUGAAACUGUCCUUUUUUCUUUUGAUUUUCAGAGUUCAAAGAGGCAUUUUCCCUCUUUGAUAAAGAUGGCGAUGGCACUAUCACAACAAAAGAGUUGGGAACUGUGAUGCGAUCUUUGGGCCAGAAUCCUACUGAAGCAGAAUUGCAGGACAUGAUUAAUGAAGUUGAUGCAGAUGGUAAUGGAACUAUUGACUUUCCUGAGUUCUUGACCAUGAUGGCCAGAAAAAUGAAGGAUACUGAUAGUGAAGAGGAAAUUCGUGAGGCAUUCCGUGUAUUUGACAAGGACGGUAAUGGUUACAUCAGUGCAGCAGAGCUCCGUCACGUUAUGACAAACCUAGGUGAGAAAUUGACAGAUGAAGAAGUAGAUGAAAUGAUUAGAGAAGCAGAUAUUGAUGGUGAUGGCCAAGUCAACUAUGAAGAAUUCGUACAGAUGAUGACUGCAAAAUGAAGAAUUUUACCUUUUUCCCCCUUCCUAGAAAAAGUUGAAAUCUUUUACUUACCUCUUGCAAAAUGUUCAUUUAUUCAUUCUGUUUCUGUAUAGCAAAAGUUACUGAAUGUCAAAAGAAAAAAAAAACCUGUCCACAAACUCUGCAUGUAAAUGAUCAGUGGUCCUGUCCCCAAAGAUCUUCAAGCCAUGCAUCAGUAAAACUUGUACUACCUUAAAAACAAAGGCAAUUGGACUCUAUGAAGUUCCAUGCUGAAACACUGUUUGGGCUGGCCAGUUUUUCAUGCAUGCAGCUUGACAGUUGAGCACAGCCUGGCUCUGUUAAUUCCACUUUAUGUUCUUUGUGGGAAUAGUUUAGUUUUUCCAGUUUAUACAUUGUACCAGGAUUGUUCCUGAAAAGUUGGUUAAAUUUUGAGUACUGAGGCAAGAAAAAAACAGAAGGUUUGUAAUUGUAUGACAGUCCCUAGAGUGGAAUUGUUUUCAUACUUAAUGUGUGCUCAUAAAACAAUUACCAGGAUUGAAGAUCUUGAAUUUUUAAAAUUAAAACGAUGGCAUGCCUGUAUAAAACUUGGUUAACGUGUCUGCAUUGCACUAUAGUGAAACGGAUGUCAGGCAAUUUACCGUUCACUGACUUUUUAAAAGUUACCUAUGAUAAGGGAGUGUCUCAGACUCUCGUGUUUAUCUUCUGUUCUGUACCAUAAACUUGGAGCCGUCAGAGUAUAUAUCUACAUAGGACUUCAGCACAAUGACGACAUGGCUGUUCAGCAAAUUACAAUUAUGUCCAUUCCAAGUUGUAAAUGCUAGUCUUUUUUUCCAAUAAAAGACCAUUAACUUAA
Molecule: messenger RNA, 1555 nt
Organism: Rhincodon typus (whale shark)
Lineage: Eukaryota; Metazoa; Chordata; Chondrichthyes; Orectolobiformes; Rhincodontidae
Product: calmodulin-1-like
Exons: 4
Coding region: 381-722 (113 amino acids)
Molecular function (GO): calcium ion binding
Source: RefSeq, a predicted model, not a curated record